Molecule: messenger RNA, 1725 nt
Organism: Bacillus rossius redtenbacheri
Lineage: Eukaryota; Metazoa; Arthropoda; Insecta; Phasmatodea; Bacillidae
Product: mucin-3A-like
Exons: 4
Coding region: 1-1725 (574 amino acids)
Source: RefSeq, a predicted model, not a curated record
AUGACCAACCAGGUGACCAGCCAGGUAACCAGCCAUGUGACCAGCCAGGUGACCACCCAGGUGACCACCCAGGUGACAACCAACCAUGUGACUAGCCAUGUGACCAGCCAUGUGACCACCCAGGUGACCAGCCAUGACACCAUCCAUGUGACCAGCCAGGUGACCAGCCAGGUGACCAUCCAUGUGACCAGCCAGGUGACCAGCCAGGUGACCAACCAUGUGACCAGCCAUGUGACCAACCAGGUCACCAGCUAUGUGACCAGCCAUGUGACCAGCCAGGUGACCAACCAGGUGACCAUCCAUGUGACCAGCCAUGAGACCAGCCAUGUGACCACCCAGGUGACCACCCAGGUGACCAGCCAGGUAACCAGCCAUGUGACUAGCCAUGUGGCCAGCCAUGUGACCACCCAGGUGACCAGCCAUGUGACCAUCCAGGUGACCAGCCAGGUGACCAGCCAGCCAGGUGAUCAGCAGGUGACCAACCAAGUGACCAGCCAUGUGACCAACCAGGUGACCAACCAAGUAACCAGCCAUGUGACAAACCAGGUGACCAGCCAUGUGACCAAUUAUGUGACCAUCGCUGUGACCAACCAUGUGACCAGCCAGGUAACCAGCCAGGUGACCAGCCAGGUAACCAGCCAUGUGACCAGCCAUGUGACCAGCCAGGUAACCAGCCAUGUGACCAACCAGUUCACCAGCUAUGUGACCAGCCAUGUGACCAGCCAUGUGACCAGCCAUGUGACCAGCCAUGUGACCAGCCAGGUGACCAGCCAUGUGACCAGCCAUGUGACCAGCCAGGUGACCAGCCAGGUAACCAGCCAUGUGACCAACCAGGACACCAGCUAUGUGACCAGCCAUGUGACCACCCAGGUGAUCAGCCAAGUAACCAGCCAUGUGACCAACCAGGUGACCAGCUAUGUGACCAGCCAGGUGACCAGCCAGGUGACCAGCCAUGUGACCAUCCAUGUGACCACCCAGGUGACCAGCCAUGUGACCAUCCAUGUGACCACCCAGGUGACCAGCCAAGUAACCAGCCAUGUGACCAACCAGGUGACCAGCUAUGUGACCAGCCAGGUGACCAGCCAGGUGACCAGCCAGGUGACCAACCAUGUGACCAGCAAUGUGACCAACCAGGUCACCAGCUAUGUGACCAGCCAUGUGACCACCCAGGUGACCAGCCAAGUAACCAGCCAUGUGACCAACCAGGUGACCAGCCAUGUGACCAGCCAGGUGACCAAUUAUGUGACCAGCCAUGUGACCAGCCAUGUGACCAGCCAUGUGACCAGCCAUGUGACCAGCCAUGUGACCAGCCAGGUAACCAGCCAGGUGAAUAGCCAGGUGACCAGCUAUGUGACCAACCAGGUUACCAACCAUGUGACCAACCAGGUCACCAGCUAUGUGACCAGCCAUGUGACCACCCAGGUGACCAGCCAAGUAACCAGCCAUGUGACCAACCAGGUGACCAGCUAUGUGACCAGCCAGGUGACCAGCCAGGUGACCAACCAGGUGACCAGCCAGGUGACCAGCCAGGUGACCAGCCAUGUGACCAACCAGGUGACCAGCCAUGUGACCACCCAGGUGACCAGCCAGACCCUCCCCUCCCCUCUGCCCAUGCCUCGAGGCAAGCGCCACCAGGCGGCGGAUAGCUACCAGCUAGCGGGAGGGCGCAAAACUACAUCAAAACUAUGUCUCAGUCUCGGCAUGGCGGGUUCGUCGCACCAGUGA